This is a messenger RNA of Trichobilharzia regenti, 5598 nucleotides long. NCBI's taxonomy places the organism in Eukaryota, Metazoa, Platyhelminthes, Trematoda, Strigeidida, Schistosomatidae. The record is from the annotation of a GenBank genome assembly.
AUGAGGCCUGCUUGUGCAUAUCCUCCAAUUCUUCAGACUAAUAUUGCGAAUGGCCCCGAUUUAUACAGAGAGCGUGAAACAUUUAAUUAUGGUGUUGCAAACAGUCAGUCAUUACCUAUGCAGGCGAUGUCAUCGAAUCAACCUAUGUAUCAUAGUUCAGCAUCUGCUACGGGCCUAAAUUGUCCAACUAGUGCGAUGAGUCCACAGCCACAAAUGCAGUCACAGCAGUCACAUUUCCAAAUACAACAAUACCCUCAAAUACAGCAGUCCUACAAUGAUAUGAUGAGUAGUUCACAGGUGUCAUCAUUUCAAACACAACAACAGCAAUAUCCUACAAUGGUUGUUAAUCCUAACAUGGAUAAGAUUGUUCCACAAAAUAUACCUACAUCUGAGUCGUCUCCAAAUUUAAAUUACACCAGAAACACAAAUUCGAAUGGUCCUUUAUCCCAUUCUCAAAUGAUUUCCAAUACAGCAAUGCCUUCUUAUGGCUUGGUGUCGACCCCAAAUUCCAGUGCAGUGGGACCACAUCAACAGCGAACAACUCAUAUUUCUAUGGGCAACCAAAGUAAUGUUAAUAGGAGUAUGUCACAAACACAACAUGCUUCUAGUAGAUCACCUGCCACAAGAGCAGUGUCUUCGGAGUCAGCCACAACUUACCAAUCAUCUUCACUGUACCUGCCUUAUUCUGCGGAGUGUUCCGUUUCUCAACCAGGGCCUGGAGUAGCUCUUCAUUAUUCUUCAUCUAUACCCACAUGUAGUUCAGUUCCACAGAUUAUUAACAACAGUUUGCCUCCAGGCUCAUCUUGUCCUGGUCAAUCGCCUAGACAGCCUACUGGUUGCCGCACCCAAGUUCCUAUUAAUGUGCCAUCAUCUACUCCUGGAAUGCAACAACAACAAAUGUAUAAUUCACGUCCUUUAAAUAACUCUAAUGUCUAUUCAGGAUCAGGCUAUGGGAGUCAACAGUAUUCACAACCAUCACCAGCUUUUCGUCCGAGUCCCAAUGCAGUAAACUCUCAAACAGUGGCACCUAUAGUAACGCGAUCCACCACACCCAGAGAUGUCCAAGGCAAUGCUUGCCUUACUAUGCAUCAUUCACUGUCCCAACAACAGUCUCAACAAUCUACGAUUUCCCUCUGUCCCUCAAAUUCAUCUCAAAUGCUUGGUACAGGAUCUGUCCCGCCUAAUGCUAGAGCAACUGGAAGCUGUAGCGUCAGUGGGGCUCCAGGAUCUGCUUUUAAUCACUCCUGUACACCCACGGGCCAUGCUAUACCAACAGCAUUAGGCAAUGGUCAAACAGUUGUGCCUAAUUCUUCUACUCCACCAUGUGCUUUGCCAACUAACAAUUCACGGUCUCUGGGCCCUCAAGUAAAUUCGGUUAACUCGGGCGUUGGUGACCUCUGUUACAUGCCUAGCAGACCAAUCUCGUCUGGUGGUCGUGAUGUCGUCAUGACUUCAGUUUCAAUAAACGGACCAUUAUCUUCUGGGGGUGAUAUGCUAUUGAACUCUAAUUUCCAUGUUUCAUCUGGUUUGAAUCCUCUUACAUCUUCAGCGUCCUUUACUGGUAAUAACUCUCAGAUGUCUGGAUUACAAAGCGAUUUUGACGGUUCUGUCCCGAAUAGUUCACCGCUAAUGAUGAUGACCAUGCCAGUCUCUUCACCAAUCCCAGGAAAUCUUAUAAAUGGUCCUAUGCAUGCUAAUGUAAUGAAUGUAGGUAUGGCUAGUUCAGCACCUGCACCCCCACCGUAUCACCAUCCUGCUUCCAUGUUGCCUUGUCGUUCAGUUGGUCCAUCAUUUUUCAAUCCUACUUCUAUGGCAAUGCCACCUAUCACAGUGACAUCCACUGCCCAUAUGAAUACAACUCCUACUUUUUCAUCUGUACCAGAUCAGUGUAAUGUGACUGACAGUGAUCGAAGUAUGUUCGGAAUUAUUGGAGAGAAUGUAAUUGGCAAUUCAGUGAAUAGUAAACAAACAUCUGGAGCGAACAAAACUGCUCGGCCUAAAAGAGUACGAGGUAGUAAGACAUCAUCUGGAGUGGGACGGGGAAGUCGGGUCAAUUCUAAGAAAAGUUUGGCAGCUAAUACUAUACCUUCCGUCUCUUCAUCAGAGCCAUUUUCUCCCAAUCAAAGGGUAGUCAGUCAACAACCAAAGAAAGUUCAGUCAUGGAAUACUGGAUCUUCAGGAAAUAUGAACUUCAAUCCUACUAUGUUGUCACCAAACCAAUCUGCUGGAAUGCCUAUGGUAAAUUCUAGUUUCAUUGGUGGUGGGGACAGUCGUGAUUCUCCAGUCACUUUUACUUCACAAGCAGGCAAUAAUUGUAUGCGGCCGAAUUCAGGUCCUCCUGUUAAUAAUUCUAAUUCAACAGGAGCAACCGGUAUGGGAUAUGAAUCUGUAAAUUGUUUGGAUUCUCAAUCAAAUCACAGUGUACGUGUCCCAGUUUCUCCUCGUCAUGGAUACUGUUCUAGUCAGGUGCCUGUACAACAACAACAACAGCAACAACAGUAUCCAGUCCCCAAUACAGUGAGCAAUUGCAAUUACACAGCCAAUCAAAGUAGUGGUGCAUUUUACAGCCAAGUUAAUCAGCAUACUUCCAAUAUGAAUGCAUCACAAACACAAUCCAAUCAAAUGUGUUAUCCUAAUAAUGGGACGUCCAAUUCUCAACGUACUCCACCAAAUGUACAUUUCCAACCCCAAUCAGUUCAGGCAAAUUCACAUCCACAAAGCAUUUCCUCUCCGAUGACAACAAAUUGUAGUCGUGUUUCAGCACCGACAAAUUUUAAUACUCAAAAUUACCCGUCCAGUGUAGCAGGACCAUAUACUUAUGCUGAUCGUUUGGUGUGUCCAAUUACUAAUGGUAUGGUAUGGGGUCCUACUCAGAUACAGCUGAAUGAUAUAAUGCAUCAGUAUCUUCCUGAAGGGAUCUAUUUACGUCGGUUUGAAUUUGAUUUAACCGCUAAUCAUUUGAAUACAAUUGUUGGACGAACUGAUUUGGAUAUUGUUGUGUGUAGUCAUCUUUUAUCUGAACCCUUACAGGUAUGCCAUUGGCCACCUGAUGCUGUGCAAAUUCGUUUCAAUGAUUACCUCUUACGCUUAGAUCGUAGUUCUGUCAAUGGCGGUCAACCUGCGCAUAAAGUAGCCUGUGUCAAACAACUCUGUCGGCCAGGUCGCAAUCAACUUGAAAUAGCUAUACUAGGACUUGGAGAAGAUCCUAAUCAGCCAUCUACAAUGGCUAAACGUCGUGCCACCGCUCAAACACUGGAAGCUCAUCGGUUUGCCGCAUUUAUGGCUCAUAUGCCAGCUCUUAAUGUUCUUCUUGACGGGCUACAACGACGCAGACCUGCCGGUGUUAACACACUCUGUGACAUUCUUGAAGGUCGUAUUGGUACACGUAGUCUGAAUGAAGAUGGUUGUUCAACUCAGAAUAUGCCUUCUGGUCCUUCUCAAUCCCCUGUUAUUGCUGAAUUAAAUUUAAUAUGUCCAGUAUUUCGUACAAGAAUGCGUAUACCUGGUCGUAUUGCAGGUUGCCAACAUAUAGAAGCGUUCGAUAUGGAAGCUUUUCUUCGCCGAGAAGUCCUUUGGCCCAGGCUUAAUUGUCCAAUUUGUGGGCAUAAAAGUCCUGCAGGCUUAGAUGGAUUGUGCAUUGACACGACAAUACUGUAUGCUUUACAAUUAGUGCCUCAAUCAACUGAAAGUAUUCUUGUUCGGUCAGAUGGUUAUUGGCGAUUAGUGCCUCCAUUGUCUUUAGAUCUGCCUUUUGAUGCUGAUCAAUGGCAACCUUUGAUUGGACCAUUGACAGAGACUGUAACACAAGCGUUUAGUCAGCUAUGUACCAAAGCUUCACAACGUGGACAACAAAGUCAAGGGAAUGGUGGAGUACGACAGACGUCUACCAUUUGUCAUACAUCGGCACCAGAUUGGAAUCGAUCUCCCGUUCAAAGAAUAUCGCCUCAACAACAACAACAGCCAAAAGUUACAUCAAUAAGUCAUGGUAAAUCACAGUCAACGAAUCAAACAGCUAAAGUUGUUACAUCUCUUUCACAAGAUAUCACUAAUUCUCCUCAGUGGAUUUCUGAGUCUUGUUCACCUAGUAAUCAAACAAACUUAGAAAAUACUAGCUCUACUGUCAGUUAUGGUCCUGGCGAACUUAUUGAUUCUGCCUACUCAUCAGCAGCCUCUCGACCUGCUUCACAACCUGUUUCAUGGGUCGGAACACAGUCUUCACCGGAUAAAAUGAGUGCUUCGACAUCAUUGCCAUCUUCGCCAUCAUUAUCUACACGUACAUCAUCGAGUUGUUUUUCAAUAGCUGCUAUUCCAGGUGUAAAUAUGUGCGUUGUGGAUAGCGUUUCAUCUGCAUCAAAUUUACCGAAUUCAACCACUUGUACAACUACAAUGACAAAAUCAUUUCUUUCUACUUGCGUGAGUUCAGGUGUAACUGUUGAACAAAGCAUAGAUAUUGGGAAUGAUAAUAAUCCUGUGAAAAGGCCUUCUUCAAAUCAUAUUUCUACAGAUGAAGUGUCAUCUUCUACAAGUGGAAUUGGUGUUAGUACUAGUGAAUAUUGUAGUCCUUCAAAUGCCAGCUUGGAAACUUCUAACAAUUCAGUGAGUACUAAUUCAUCUAGAAGGUGUCCUACUUCUUCAUUGAAUAUGGGUCUUGAUUUUUUACUAACAGAAGAUCAAACAAUUCCUUCAACUGCUAUUAGUUCAGGUGAAAGAAGUCCACAAAUGUCAUCGGCUGUUGUUUCUGCUGCUGUUCGUUCUGUUCUGACAACAACAUCUGAUACAGAAUGCAGUCUACCGACAACUACUUCGAGUUUAGCAGUCAACUCAGAGGAAUUCACACUAACUACAAUAUCAUCAAUAACAAAAUCCUCUGAUACACCGUUAAAUGAAAAUCCAACUUCUCCAAAAAGUGAAGAUAUUAUCUAUUCAAAAUGCGAGCAACAGAUUGACUGCACAGAAAACUGUAUCUUACCUAGUUCAUAUUCAAAUCAGGAAGAAAAAUGUACGCCUGGUACUCAGUUAACGAAUUCUGAAUUAAAAGUUGAAAAUGACACAAUAAUAAAAAGAAACAUUGAGGAAACUAAUGAAGAGACAACAACUCCACUACAUGAUGAAAUUUCUAUGCCAGUAAAACGUAUAAAAUUAGAAUCACCACAAUUUAGUCCACAAGUAUCUUUACAUUCUUCUGUUGCGUCUACUACUACCACAACAACCACUACUAUCGUUACAACAACAGCGUCAAUAGCUGCCACUCCUCCUCCUUCUACUACUGCUGCUACUAUUCCUAUUGAAGAAGCUACGCAUUUACCUGAAAAACAUGAGGAUGUAGCUAUAAAUGAGAAGUCUGAUGAAGUCUUAUCCAUGAUAACCACCACUAACACCGUGAGCAACAAUGAAAUGUUUGAAGUGAAAAAGACUCUUUCAGUAUAUUCAAAUGAUACUGAUCACCAUUCAAAUUGUAUUAGUUUAAUAAGUAGUGAUUUUGAUGAGGAAAAAGUCUCUAUAGAACUAAUUCAUUCAAUCUCUUCUAAAAUUGAUCAUCUUGACUUAUUUCUAGAUGAAUCAUAUAUACACUUUGUAGAACAUUUUCCUUGUGUUUGA